UAGGUGCGCAAUCCUGUGCUGGUUUAGAGAGCAAAGAGCAAGGUUCCACAACUCUCAGCAUUCUUCUUCUCUGGAAUGCUGGAAAUUGUAGGAUUUUUCCUCCUGUCUAAACCUGCAGGAUAGCGCCGUAAGAAAGUGGUUUAGAUUUUUUUGCACAGGCACAAACUUGAAACUGCCCUGAGAACUUUGGAAAGAAAAGUAAUCGUACCGAUUCGUGUGGCAUUCUAGUCUUGCUGUGCGCGAUGAAGACAGAAACUUCUUAGGAAGCAAGCCGGUAGCACGUGAAGGUUGACCAUGCUAGUUUCAAGUUAAGGACGGAAGAAGAUCCCCGGAGGACCAUACCAAAGGCCUGUAUGGUGUGGCGUUGUGUUUCGACACCAGAUGCCCGUGGGGAGCUCACAGGCAGGACUCGAGCCCUAUAGCAUCCUCCCGCUCAUUCCCUCCAGCAUUGUGAAGCAGAAGCAUCUUGCCUCUGAUGCUCGAGAUAAUGCGUAGCAGUUGUGAUAAGUAGUCAUCGAUACCUCACCCUUGGUGCCACCUUCCUUGAAGUAUUUUCGUGGUGAGUCGUGUCUGCAUGGAGAAAAAGAUGGGAGAAGCUGUAGCCAGGGUAGCCAGGAAAGUGAAUGAAACUGUGGAAAACAAAGCAGAUUCUCUUGAUCUGGCAGAUUGCAAACUGAUGAAUUUUCCUAUUGCCCUUUACAAAGUCUUGAGGCAUGUCACUGAAGGCAUUCAUCUCAUCACUCUGGCCAAUAAUGAGCUGAAGUCUGUGACGAGCAGAUUCAUCUCCACCUUUAGCCAGCUGAGAGAACUUAAUCUGGAAGGAAAUUAUAUUCACCGCCUGCCAGAAGAGAUCCAAACCCUUUUACAUUUGAGAGUCAUCAACCUUUCCAGGAACAAAUUUCGGCACUUUCCGGAGCAGCUGACCUCUUUGCAGGCUCUUGAAACAAUCAAUCUUGAAGAGAAUGAGAUUGUAGAUGUCCCUGUUGAGAAGCUUGCCUUGAUGGAGUCUCUCCAGAGUGUGAACCUCAUGUCAAACCCACUGAACGAGGAGGUCCGGGUGAUUGCCAGGCCUCUGAUCAAGUUCAACCUUCUCAUGUCUCCAGCCAUUCCCCAAGUCUGAAAGGUGCUUGACUUGGCCAUGCAGCUGCAGUUGGUCAUGGUUAAAGAGGACAAGAGAAUGAAGCAUCUGCUGGGCUAGAACACAUGUGUGGCUUUCCUAAGCUGCAGUGCUCCUGCAUGCGUUAGUUUUAAUGCUCAUGGGAAGCAGGACAGUUGUGCCAAACGACAGUAGCUCUUGCUGAUAGGAAUCUCUGCCAGCCUGUGGCAUUUUUGAAGGCAUAUAAUGCCUACAAAGAAAUCUGACUCCCUUUGAAUGGUUAAGAGAGAGCAGCUUUCCUAGGGAAAACAAUAGAUGAGCUAGUCCUGUGCCGCAGAUUUUCCCAUACCCACUAAUCUCUGAUUUAAGGCAGGUCUGACCAACUGUAUGCCUGAGGGAGGACUAAUCAAACAUUAGCAGUUUCUGUAGCCCACAAAUGACAUCUUGUACUGUUUGAAAUUGAAUUUGCAAGAACAAGAAAACCAGCUUCAAAAGGUGUGUGCAUGAGAGAGAGAAUUUUGGUCUUAGAUCUCUUUUGGACAUCAUGAUACAACCAACAGGUGCUCAUUGAUGCUAUUAUAGCACAUGGCAAAUGCCAAGAGGAUCCAGUUGUGCAACCAAUACACAAAGGUAAUAAAUCUAAGUCUACUGUCUAAAGAAUACUGUUGGCUUUAAGAGUACAAAAUAUGGCCCUCUUAGUUUAAAGAUUCCAUAAGCAUAUGAGUGUAAAUCCAGCUAUAAUGCCAGCUGUCAUAAUGUCAUUGCAAGUAAACUCCUCUCUAAAGUU
Varanus komodoensis (Komodo dragon) is the source of this 1883-nucleotide messenger RNA. It is a transcript of the gene LRRC20, whose product is annotated as leucine rich repeat containing 20. The record is from RefSeq and is a predicted model, not a curated record. The transcript has 5 exons. Gene Ontology annotation, molecular function: protein binding. The coding region runs from base 575 to 1120 and encodes 181 amino acids. Lineage: Eukaryota; Metazoa; Chordata; Lepidosauria; Squamata; Varanidae.